CCGACUGUCAAAGUCUUAGAAGAGCUCCUGAAUACUGGGAGGCCCUCCUGUAACCAUGCGGAUGAAGUAUGGCCUAAUCUUUUCAUAGGAGACCUGUCAUGAAACUGCCCACACCGUUUCCUUCAAGGCUUACAGCCAUAAGCACGUCAAAUAACGGAGUACCAGCAACUUAAUCCCCAAGAUCACGAAAGAGGCGCUCUGUUUAUUCCAGGCCAACAGUGGGCUGGACAUCAGUGGCUAAGAAAAGAAACCAAGCAAGAAGAACCGGAGAGACAGGCUGCUUUACCCUGAUAGCCAAAGUAAGGAAGCUGAGACAGAAGCGAUUCCAAGGGCCUUACAGAAGACAGAAAAAUAAAAGCUAAAGAGGUACCAGAUACAAAGAAAAACCAUAUGUCAAGUGCAUGAAACCCGAAAGCAGGUAUGAUCCAUGCAGAGAACUGCUCUUCCAAGAAUCAUGACUCAGAAAGUAAAAGCCAUUAUGAGACACCAGCCCUCUCUGAAUUACAAAGGAUGAUAUGGAACAGAGGAGGAUCCGACAAUCAUGUGGACCAAGUUUGGCCAAACAUCUACCUUGGAGAUGCGUAAGGGAAUGGAAGAACUACUUCCUGUGGGCAGCUAGGAGUAAAGCAGUCCUUCAGAGCCUUGGCAUUACUCACAUCCUCAAUGCAGCAGAUGGACCGUACAAUAUCAAUACCGGAGCCCGCUAUUACAGGGACAUGACAGUGCAGUACUAUGGGGUCCAAGCAUUUGAUGACAACUCAUUUGAUAUAAGCAUCUUUUUUUAUGACGCUGCCGAUUUCAUUCGCAAGGCCUUAAAUACUGGAGAAGGAAAGGUGUUUGUCCACUGUGCUAUGGGAUUAAGCCGCUCAGCAACUUUAGUGUUGGCCUAUUUGAUGAUCCAUGAAAACCUGACUCUUGUGGAGGCUUUAAAAUCAGUGGAUUCACACAGAGGCAUCUGCCCAAAUACAGGGUUCCUCAGCCAGCUCCGAGCCCUGGACAUCAAAUUAAAUAAUGAGAAGAGAGGCAUCUCAGCAUUUUGAGAGAAAGUUUGUUGCAAACAUUGCAAAACUAAAAUGCCAGUGCAGCAACACUCCACACCAACCAACUGGAACCUGAAGCAAGCCUCGUAUUUGUGUAUCCCCAUUUGUUCAGCCUCCAAACUUUCCCCAGCUAAUCCCUGAUUUCCUGAGCCUUGUAUGAAUGUGCUUGUGUGACUGACUUGCUGUGUGAUUUCCCCCCAAUAAAAGAAACAUUUAAUUAUAAGAAUUCUGCCUA
This is a messenger RNA of Sceloporus undulatus (fence lizard), 1275 nucleotides long. Its product is annotated as dual specificity protein phosphatase 13-like. Lineage: Eukaryota; Metazoa; Chordata; Lepidosauria; Squamata; Phrynosomatidae. Gene Ontology annotation, cellular component: cytoplasm. The record is from RefSeq and is a predicted model, not a curated record. Gene Ontology annotation, molecular function: protein tyrosine/serine/threonine phosphatase activity; MAP kinase phosphatase activity. The transcript is spliced from 5 exons. Gene Ontology annotation, biological process: protein dephosphorylation; negative regulation of MAPK cascade. The coding region runs from base 516 to 1040 and encodes 174 amino acids.